Molecule: messenger RNA, 1565 nt
Organism: Scleropages formosus (Asian bonytongue)
Lineage: Eukaryota; Metazoa; Chordata; Actinopteri; Osteoglossiformes; Osteoglossidae
Gene: peds1b
Product: plasmanylethanolamine desaturase 1
Exons: 6
Coding region: 921-1565 (214 amino acids)
Molecular function (GO): oxidoreductase activity
Source: RefSeq, a predicted model, not a curated record
UUAUUAUUAUUAAUUAUUAUUCUUUUUCGUAGUACUACUACUACAUAAGGUUGUAUCCCAUCAAAUAUAAUGUUGAAUAAAUUGUGUGCCAAGCAGUAGGUGGAGGCCAGUAGACCGAGAGCAGUAUCGGUGAUAUGAAUCCAGAACGUGUGUGUGGCCACGUGUUUUUUCCCACACUGCAUUGCAGGACUGAGGAGCUGCCUUGUUUGAAGUGGCUGAAACUCCGGCCACUGCUUUAAGCGCACAGGGCAGUCAUUGUUUCCAACAGACGUCGCAGCCAAGCUGAUUUGUGGUGUCCCCUCCCCCCCAUUUGCCCAUAUCCUGCUAAAGAAAUAGCUGUAAAUUAUUUCACCGUAAACAUAUUCAUAUAUUUUGAGUGAGUGAACACAAAGGCCAAGUUACAUUAGGUGUCUAGUUCAUAUUGUCGCUCGGUUAACGUGUCAGGGUUUAUUCAUCAACAUGUUUUCACGUACUUUAUUUUUGCAUCGGUCUCAAUGUAGGUUCUUUCCGUUCCUGUAACGCACUCUUUGUAUCGAUCUCUGAGAUUGCUGAAUGAGUAAAUGUAGGUGUAGGAACACGGUUCACUUGACACCUCUAAACAAGGUCAGUGAUAUUCUUACCCAGAUUUUUUUUUAAUUAUUAUUACUUUAUUUAGCUGAGACUUUCCCCCAAAGCAGCUUACAACGUAAAGCUACUUACAGUGAUAUUUGCAUUUGUACAGGUGAGUAAUUGUUACCGGUGCAAUUCAGGGUAAGUACUUUUAUCCAAGGUAUUACAAGAGGUGAGAUUCAAACCCGAGUCCUUUUUAUUGCCAGGUGGCAGCUCUGUAUGCUGUGUCACCUGUCACCACGUCGUAGUCCAUACGGACACCUGGGAAAAGGUGCCAGGAAUGGAUCAGCGUCGUCCUCUGCUUCUCUCUCAUGGCCUUCAACUUCUGCUACCUUCUUGCCAACUUCCACCUGGGCCACGUGUGGUACAUCCUGCUUGGCAUCGUUGCAGGAAUCCUGACGGCGGACUUUGCGUCAGGUCUGGUCCACUGGGGUGCCGACACCUGGGGCUCAGUGGAUCUGCUGGUUUUUGGAAAGGCUUUUAUCCGGCCCUUCAGGGAGCAUCACAUCGAUCCCACUGCCAUCACCCGCCAUGACUUCAUCGAGACCAAUGGGGACAACUGCAUGCUGACCCUGGUCCCGUUGGCGAACAUGGCCUACAACUUCCUCACUCUGUCCCCUGCUGAGCUUUACCACAGCUACCCGUGGAACUGCUACGUCUUCGCGUUGGCCAUCUUCGUCACCCUCACCAACCAGAUCCACAAAUGGUCACACACGUACUACGGGCUGCCGUGGUGGGUGACGCUCCUGCAGGACUGCCACAUCAUCCUGCCACGCAAGCACCACCGCAUCCACCACGUGUCACCACACGAGACCUACUUCUGCAUCACUACAGGUUGGUUAAACUAUCCGCUGGAGAAGAUCGGGUUCUGGCGCAACCUGGAGGACCUGAUCCAGAGCCUGACGGGAGAGAAACCCAGGUCGGACGACAUGAAGUGGGCUCAGAAAGUCAAGUAA